Rotaria sp. Silwood1 is the source of this 714-nucleotide messenger RNA. The record is from the annotation of a GenBank genome assembly. Lineage: Eukaryota; Metazoa; Rotifera; Eurotatoria; Philodinida; Philodinidae.
AUGUCUCGUCAAAAUUUACAACGUCAACCAUCAGCUGUAUUUACUUCAGAUCAAGAUGAUGAUGGUGAUCAAAAUAAUGAUACUAAUUUAAUGGAUAUACAAUUUUCAACACCUGAAGGAAAAUCACAACGUCAACCUCAACAGCCAGCAAAAAAAAAACUAACAACACGGAGAAUAACAAAUGAUGAUGAAAUUGAAAUUAUUGAUUUCAUAACAGGAAAAAAAAAAACAAAUGUAUCGAUAAAUGAAUUAUCAUCAGUACAAUUAGCACGUCGUGAACAUGGAAAAUAUCAAUCAUCUUUUAAAGUUUUAAAUCCUGAUCCAAUAACACCAUCAUUAAUGAUUAAAUUUUAUAAUCAAAGAUUUGGUACAAUUCUUGAACGUUUUAAAUUAGAUCUAUCAAUAUUAGAUCAUAAUUAUGCACGAUUAGAUGAAUUUAUUACAUUAUUUCGUUUGGCACUCGAAUUUUUUAAAAAGAAUUUAAUUAAUGAACGAUUUGUUAAUGAUAUUUAUGUUUAUAAUGCAAAAAUUAUUGCAGUUGUGCCACCAAAUACAAGUGAUUUAUUUCGUCGUAUUGUACAUUCAUUAUUCGUUACACAUACUGAAACAAAAUUAAAUGCAUUAGGACAUAUAUUUACAAAUACAGAUGCUGUUAAUAUUCGAAAUGGAAUUUGGUGUGCCAAUUUAAUACGUCGUACAAUUGUUCCAACAUAA